GACCCCGCCCUCGCUUUUAAGCCGCCUAGAUCCACUUAUCUCCAGCCAUCUCCCUCCACUUAGCCCCGCCAACAGCGGCCCCAUCCUCCGGGUCUAACCCCCUGUGUAAGCUCCCGAGUAUAUUUGUCCCCGCCACUAUAGUGCAAUAAUUCCACCUCCUACACACACCCAACAUUUAGCGGCACAUGCACAAUCCUUCGGCUAUAACUCGCCCUUAUUGGGCCGCCUUUUUGGAAGAGCUUGCAGCUGCCGCCCUCAGCGCGACGCAUGCCAUACUACCGAGACAUAGUGCUCCGGGCCGAGCGCUGCUACCGCGCCGGCGGGAUCGGCACAGCGGCCGCACCACCUCACCGCUUUCCGCCAUUAGCUUGAAUCUCUUUGUGCAUGCGCCUGCGUCUCCGCGGCAAGCCGUCCCACUAACCCCUUCGUCUACUAGUCCCGCAUUCGGGAAAACUGCUUUUUUUUUUCUCCCUUGUUUUCUGCCCAUAGCAACAGAAAAAGUGGGUGUCCUCACGUGACAACAGUAAGGAAGAUGCACGUGACAUGUCACGUGCAAUUUGGUCACGUGCACGAGUCUGCUUUGCCGUCUUCACCCCUCGUGGGCCGUCAAAUGUGGAAACCGCCAAACGGGGGAAUCUGCAACAUGUUUGUUCCGAAUA
This is a messenger RNA of Pichia membranifaciens NRRL Y-2026, 659 nucleotides long. RefSeq lists its product as hypothetical. The coding region runs from base 186 to 518 and encodes 110 amino acids. Lineage: Eukaryota; Fungi; Ascomycota; Pichiomycetes; Pichiales; Pichiaceae. The transcript has a single exon. The record is from RefSeq and is a predicted model, not a curated record.